UGACUUAAAGUUAAACGUGUGCAUACAACGUGCAAAUCAUCACAGAUUUUAACCCCUAAACCAACCUGUUACUGUGCCGUAAGAUCGAAAACUGGAAUCCAGCUGACAUAUUUGGAAAAGGCCCGGUUAAGCUUUGGAAAUUCUUCAGUCGGACUCCUAACUGCAUCAAGGUCGGAAGCAUGAAUGCCCUCAGAAGACUCGCCUUGACAGAGACGAUAAGGAGGGGGUUUCUUCAAGGUACUGUUGCUUUACCCUGCAAGGUCUGCAGAAACCCUGCUCUUCCCAUGUCAACCUUGCCUGAUACAGGAACCAAGAUGCUAGCAUGGCAGAUCGAUGACUACGGUGGAAUAGAUCGGUUUAAACUUGUUGAGAAACCUGUUCCCAUAAUCACCAAGCCUGAUCAGGUGUUGAUUAAAGUCCAUGCGUCAAGCAUCAAUCCUAUAGAUAUUCGUAUGCGAGGCGGCUAUGGUGCUAGGUUGCUCAACCGGGCACGAGGUGUUAGUAAAGCUGGUGACGAGCUUCCGUUGACUCUCGGUCGCGACUGCUCUGGAGUGGUCGUGGACAUGGGUCGACUUGUAAAGGGGAUUGAUAUCGGCCAGGCGGUCUGGGCCAAUGUCCACGCAGCGAGCCAAGGUUCCCAUGCACAGUAUGUCCUGGUGACGAAGAACGACCUCUCAAAAAAGCCAGAGAAUCUAACCCAUGUUGAAGCUGCUUCUAUAAACUACGCAGCUAUCACCACGUGGAGUGCAGUCUACGCAGUGGCGAAGAUCAGACCUGAGAAUGCCACGGACAAACGAGUGUUGAUUCUUGGAGGAUCUGGCGGUAUAGGAUCAUUUGCCAUACAGCUCAUGAAAGCUUGGGGCGCUCAUGUCACCACAACCUGCAGUGCAUCAGCCACAGAAUUUGUCUCCAAACUCAACCCCCACCACAUCGUUGACUACAAUAGACCAGACGUAGAGUCGGAACUGAAACGGAUCGGCCCUUUUGACUUCAUCUAUGACACCGUCGGAGGAGACACCGAACAAUACGCCAUGAAGGCCCUGAAUAAGGGAUCGCAGUAUGUCACGCUCGUCUCGCCGCUCAUGUUGGAAACUGACAAGCACGGUUUAGUACGAGGUAGUCUCUCCGCGAGCUGGGCUCUCUUCAACAAAAACAUGCAAGCCAACAAAUUCGGCGGGAAGUACCGAUGGUCCUUCGCUCAUCCAAGCACCUACGCUCUGAACGAGGUUGCAAAAUUGGUGGAACAGGAUUUGAUUCGGCCAUGCGUGGAAAAGGUCUUUCCUUUCACUGAACUGCCUGAUGCAUUUGCAAAUAUUGAGACAAGAAGUGCAAGAGGGAAGACUGUUGUGAAUGUCGUAGGACAAGAAUUGAAAGUGCCAAAGUCAGCUGAUUUCUACAUGUCAUAAUAUAUAAAAAUAUAUUACAUACCUGUGAAUGUAAUUCACCAGUAUUGAACAUAAUAUUGCCUAAAACCCUUUAUAUUUUGCAAGGUUCCUAUUAAUUUAUUUUGAAGACCACCUCAACUAUGGUCAAACCUGUUUGGUCUCUAAUUUUAAAUUGGUCUACGUGUACAGUGCAUCCCAGAAAAAAACGAAACCAAGAUUAAGCAAUGAUUUAUCA
This is a messenger RNA of Lytechinus variegatus (green sea urchin), 1620 nucleotides long. It is a transcript of the gene rtn4ip1, whose product is annotated as reticulon-4-interacting protein 1, mitochondrial-like. Bases 180 to 1406 code for a protein of 408 amino acids. NCBI's taxonomy places the organism in Eukaryota, Metazoa, Echinodermata, Echinoidea, Temnopleuroida, Toxopneustidae. The record is from RefSeq and is a predicted model, not a curated record. The transcript is spliced from 2 exons. Gene Ontology annotation, molecular function: zinc ion binding; oxidoreductase activity. Gene Ontology annotation, cellular component: mitochondrion.